GUUUCAUUAAACGGACGUUUUGUGUUUGGACACAGUACUUUUGUGUUAGUAGUGGGGCUUUCUUUUGUUAAGCAUACUUUGAGAUAUGUCAUGGACAUUGAAGAGGCUCCAUCUAAUUUUCAUUGCUUUGGUUCUUUGGGGAAAUACAAAUGGAUUUGGAGUGUGGAACAGAACCUUUGUUGAGGGUUGGCAAGCUGUAGAUUUUAAUACCACAGGGAACCAAAAUUUUCAGCUUGCUACACGUGUUCAACCUUUUGAGCUACUGGCCAGAAAAAGUGCAAAUGGAAAUGCUGUAGGAGGAAAUUCAGAAAGUAUUCUGCUCACUUCUGAAGUCCAAACUGCUCAACAUGAUUCUAGUUUUGUUCAGUCUUCUGGUGGACCUGCUCAUGCGACUACAAACCAAAACCAGGACAAGGCCGAGGUGUCAACAUCAAAGAUCUACUGGUUUGAUUCUCUAAAGGCUGAAAACACUGACACUUUGCUCUCUCAAACUCAGUCUGCAGCCACAAAAAAACAGGCAUAUGGAUCCCAAACCCAGUCAACAUAUGAGGCUCACUCUACAAUCCCUGCUUCUCAAUCUCAAGCACAGUCCAUGGGUGCUUCAACAUUGUAUCAAGUUCUAACCUCUGGCAGUUAUUUGCCUCCACUGAACCAGAGCAUUCCAUCCUCCUCCCAGUCUCUGGUCACCACAAACCAAAUCACUGAAUGCCAAAAUCAGACAUCAUACAAACCUAGCACCACAACACAGGUUUCAGCUGGCCAAUCUGUUUCUACGUCUCAGGUGCAGGGUAGCUAUGGGGCUGAAAUCCAGAGGCAGUCACUAAACCUACCUAGCUCUGCACCAGUUUGGGCAGGCCAGUAUACUUCUACAUCUCAAGCACAGUCCAUGGGUGCUUCGACAUUGUAUCAAAGUUUAACCUCUGGCAGGUAUUUGCCUCCACUGACCGAGAACAUUCCAUCCUCCUCCCAGUCUGUGGACAGUACAAACCAAAUGCCCGGAUUCCAACAGCCUAGCACUACAACACAGGUUUCAGUAGACCAGGCUGCUUCAUCUCUGGGACCGUCCAUGAGUGCUUCAACAUUGUAUCAAGGUUUAACCUCUGGCAGGUAUUUGCCUUCAUUGGACCAGCGCAUUCCAUCCUCCUCGGAGUCUGUGGUCAGUACAAACCAAAUCUCUGGAUUCCACCAGCCUAGCACUACAACACAGGUUUCAGCUGGCCAAUCUGUUUCUGUGUCUCAGGUGCAGGGUAGCUAUGGGGCUGAAACAUCAGGACAUGCUAAAUGGUAUAGCAUUUUACCUGGUCAGGAAAUCCAGAGGCAGUCAUUAAACCUACCUAGCUCCACACCAGUUUGGGCAGGUCAGUCUAUGUCUCAAGCACAGUCCAUGGGUGCUUCAACAUUGUAUCAAGGUCUAACCUCUGGCAGGUAUUUGCCUUCACUGGACCAGAGCAUUCCAUCCUCCUCCCAGUCUGUGGUCAGUACAAACCAAAUUACUGGAUUCCCAAACCAGACAUCAUAUCAGCCUAGCACCACAACACCAGUUGCAGCAGGUCAGUCUGUUUCUACAGCUCAGGCACAAUCCAUGGGUGCUUCAACAUUGUAUCAAGGUCUAACCUCUGGCAGGUAUUUGCCUCCACUCGCCCAGAGCAUUCCAUCCUCCUCCCAGUCUGUGGUCAGUACAAACCAAAUCUCUGGAUUCCACCAGCCUAGCACUACAACACAGGUUUCAGCUGGACAAUCUGUUUCUGUGUCUCAGGUGCAGGGUAGCUAUGGGGCUGAAACAUCAGGACAUGCUAAAUGGUAUAGCAUUUUACCUGGUCAGAUGAUUCCAUCCUCUUCCCAAGUGUCUGAAAUCCAGAGGCAGUCAAUAAACCUAACUAGCUCUGCACCAGUUUGGGCAGGUCAGUCUACUUCUACAUCUCAAGCACAGUCCAUGGGUGCUUCGACAUUGUAUCAAGGUUUAACCUCUGGCAGGUAUUUGCCUCCACUUGCCCAGAGCAUUCCAUCCUCCUCCCAGUCUGUGGUCAGUACAAACCAAAUCACUGAAUGCCAGAAUCAGACAUCAUACAAACCUAGCACCACAACACAGGUUUCAGCUGGCCAAUCUGUUUCUACUUCUCAGGUGCAGGGUAGCUAUGGGGCUGAAAUCCAGAGGCUGUCAUUAAACCUAACUAGCUCUGCACCAGUUUGGGCAGGUCAGUCUACUUCUACAUCUCAAGCACAGUCCAUGGGUGCUUCGACAUUGUAUCAAGUUCUAACCUCUGGCAGUUAUUUGCCUCCACUGAACCAGAGCGUUCCAACCUCCUCCCAGUCUGUGGUCAGUACAAACCAAAUUACUGGAUUCUCAAACCAGACACCAUACCAGCCUAGCACCACAGCACAGGUUUCAGCAGGUCAGUCUGUUUCUACAGCUCAGGCACAGUCCAUGGCUGGUUUAACCUCUGGCAGGUAUUUGCCUCCACUGACCCAGAGCAUUCCAUCCUCCUCCCAGUCUAUGGACAGUACAAACCUAAUCUCAGGAUUCCAAUGGUCUAGUGCUACAACACAGGUUUCAGCAGGCCAGACUGCAUCUACAUCUCGGGCACAGUCAAUUGGUGGUUCAACAUUGUAUCAAGGCAUAACCUCUGGCAGCUAUUUGCCUCCACUGAACCAGAGCGUUCCAACCUCCUCCCAGUCUGUGGCCAGUACAAACCGAAUUACUGGAUUCUCAAACCAGACAUCAUAUCAGCCUAGCACCACAACACAGGUUUCAGCUGGCCAAUCUGUUUCUGUGUCUCAGGUGCAGGGUAGCUAUGAGGCUGAAACAUCAGGACACGCUAAAUGGUAUAGCAUUUUACCUGGUCAGGAAAUCCAGAGGCAGUCAUUAAACCUACCUAGCUCCACACCAGUUGCAGCAGGUCAGUCUGUUUCUACAGCUCAGGCACAAUCCAUGGGCGCUUCAACAUUGUAUCAAGGUUUAACCUCUGGCAGGUAUUUGCCUCAACUCACCCAGAGCGUUCCUUCCUCCUCCCAGUCUUUGGUCAGUACAAAGCAAAUCUCUGGAUUUCACCAGCCUAGUGCUACAACACAGGUUUCAGCAGGCCAGACUGCAUCUACAUCUCAAGCACAGUCCAUGGGUGCUUCAACAUUGUUUCAAGGUCUAACCUCUCGCAGGUAUUUGCCUCCACUGGCCCAGAGUGUUCCAUCCUCUUCCCAGUCUGUGGUCAGUACAAACCAAAUUACUGGAUUCCCAAACCAGACACCAUAUCAGCCUAGCACCACAACACCAGUUGCAGCAGGUCAGUCUAUUUCUACAGCUCAGGCACAAUCCAUGGGUGGUUUAACCUCUGGCAGGUAUUUGCCUCCACUUACCCAGAGCGUUCCAACCUCCUCCCAGACUGUGGACAGUACAAAUCAAAUCUCUGGAUUCCACCAGCCUAGCGCUACAACAGCGGUUUCAGCAGGUCAGACUGUUUCUACUGCUCAGGCACAAUCCAUGGGUGCUUCAACAUUGUUUCAAGGUCUAACCUCUCGCAGGUAUUUGACUUCAUUACCCCAGAGCGUUCCAUCCUCUUCCCAGUCUGUGGUCAGUACAAACCGUAUCUCUGAAUGCCAGAAUCAGAUGACCUACCAACCUAGCACUACAACACAGGAUUCAGAUUCUGUUUCUACAUCUCAGGGUAGCUAUGGGGCUGAAACAUCAGGACAUGUUGGUACUAAUUGGUACGCAAGUUUACCUGGGCAGACUAUUGCAUCCUCCUCCCAAGUGUCUGAAUUCCAGAAGCCGUCAUUAAACCCACUGAUCACAAAACAACUUUGGGCAGGUCAGUCUGUUUCUAUAUCUCAAGCUCCUUUCCAGCACAUGUUGCCCCAGUAACACUGCAACACUGGGCCCUCCCAAGUAGCUCAAAGGUGCUUUAAAUAUUAAGUGCUGCUAUUACUGAGGACUGCUGAUCUGAGUAUUUCAUUGGUGGUACAUUAUUGUUAACUUGGAUGCUUGUCUGAGUAUUUUUGUAAUAAAUGGACAAUUUAUAUGAA
This is a messenger RNA of Tachysurus vachellii, 4017 nucleotides long. RefSeq names its product mucin-5AC-like. The record is from RefSeq and is a predicted model, not a curated record. Bases 86 to 3856 code for a protein of 1256 amino acids. Lineage: Eukaryota; Metazoa; Chordata; Actinopteri; Siluriformes; Bagridae. The transcript is spliced from 3 exons.